Molecule: messenger RNA, 1119 nt
Organism: Liolophura sinensis
Lineage: Eukaryota; Metazoa; Mollusca; Polyplacophora; Chitonida; Chitonidae
Product: neuron navigator 2-like
Exons: 3
Coding region: 56-412 (118 amino acids)
Biological process (GO): neurogenesis; nervous system development
Source: RefSeq, a predicted model, not a curated record
AGUGUGGAUUCCCUGGCCUUUGAGACCCUCAUCCGUAAGAGCAUUGUGCAGAGAUAUGCAUCACUGUUACUGGAGCACAGACGGAUCAUUCUGUGUGGGCCUAGUGGUACAGGAAAAACAUAUCUGGCCCAGAAACUGUCAGAGCACCUCGUACUCAGGACCACGCCUGUUCUUAUACUGUCCCAUGGACAUAGCAGGCUCCCAGGUUUGGUUUACUGACCUAUGGAAUUACAGUAUUAUACCAUGCCUCCUGGAGGCUGUGAGGGAAGGACUACAGAUGUAUGGCAAGAGAGCUCCAUGGGAGGACCCUGCUGAUUGGGUGAUUGAGACAUAUCCAUGGAGUAAUAACAGCAACCGUGAUUGGCCAUCACUCCUUAGGCUCCGCCCAGAGGAUAUGGGUUUUGACACAUAGGGUGUGGCCCCGCCCCGAUCAAGAACAACCCCACCAUUAAGGAGACAACCAGUGAGGGAGAAGAGGACAACCUGGUAGGCUAGCAUACAUUUCUGACUCAAUGCAAAGUCAUCAGAACUGGUUUUAAUGCCAAUCUGAUGGGAAAAAAAUCUUUCAUGAUGUUUUUGUGUUAGUAGAUUUUGAAGCCUUUUACACAAAAAAUGAAAUGAUGUGCUAAUUGCAUCCUUCAUUUUACAUUAAAGUUACGAAAAGAAAAAUAGAGUUUGGAUUUGGCAUUCUAAGCUGAGGUUUAAAAACAUGAAGCUAAAUUACUAAGGAAACACUGACACAUGUUCCCAUAUUUUCUGUGAAAAAUAGAAAAUGAAAUAAAAACAUGCAUGGUGUUAUGUAAUGUAGAAAUGAGAAACUAUUUCUUACUUUUAAUACAGUAGUUUUUGUUGUUCAUCUGUUGUAAUCCAUUAACAUAUACUGAUUUUUAGCUGAGUGUAAUUUGUGUGUAGAACUUCAGUUUUGUCUAAAAUGAAGAGUUGAUAGUUUCGGUGUGUAGUUUUCAAAGAAGGGCGAAGUUAAUGUUGACUUUAGUAAAGCAUAGAGGCUUCAAAAUUUUUUAAUGGUAAAAGAAUUGAAAUCGAUGUAGAGUAAAAUUCAGUUUUGUCAAACAUUAAACAAGUCUGAUAUAUGCCAGUGUUUUUCUAAAGUGUGGAAAU